Molecule: messenger RNA, 1951 nt
Organism: Diaporthe batatas
Lineage: Eukaryota; Fungi; Ascomycota; Sordariomycetes; Diaporthales; Diaporthaceae
Exons: 4
Coding region: 254-1810 (518 amino acids)
Biological process (GO): transmembrane transport
Cellular component (GO): fungal-type vacuole membrane; plasma membrane
Molecular function (GO): transmembrane transporter activity
Source: RefSeq, a predicted model, not a curated record
GCUGGGUGUGCAUCAGCCAGUCCCACUUCAUUGCCGCCCGCUAUCGUACCCAAGUACAGAUAUGUACCCGCGUGUUAUCUUGCCCUAGACUUUGCCCGUGUGAUAUUACUCGAGUGUGCUGCCAAGCCAGCCUUGGCACCUGUGCUUUCCACCUCCAUCGAGACUUUUCAGUGUUUUGUUGCCAUCCACACUAUUCUCUCCUUGAAAUAACGACACAGGAGAAAGGAGAGAGCAAACCAGAAAGAAGGGCGUGAUGGCUGUCAGAGACAUAGAAACAGGAGGAGGGGGAGAGAGCAGUAUGGAAGAAAAGAACCUCUCCAUCGAGGAGGUGACACACUCUGGCUCCGGAGAAACACUGGUCUAUGAUGAGCAAAAGGGUUUCUUCGCGAGGGUCCGGCGCUUUGCUGGCAGGUUUGGCGUUGAGGAACGGGGUAUCGAGCGGGUACUCCCGCAUGAAAGAACCGACACUGGAGUGAGCAUGAUUGGCACUUUGUGGAUGUCGGCAAACAUGACUGUCUCAACUUUUGCAUUAGGAGCCCUGGCGCAACCUGUCUUUGGCCUCGGCUUCGUUGAUGCGGCUUUGACGGUCAUCUGCAUCAACAUCUUGGGCACCCUCCCGGUCAGCUUCUUCUCAACCUUUGGCCCUCGCUUCGGCCUGCGGCAGAUGGUGGUUUCUCGCUUCUUUUUCGGCUAUUAUGGCAUUAAAAUCAUUGCAAUAUUUAACAUCCUUGCAUGCUUAGGCUGGUCUGCGGUGAAUUCGAUAGUAGGGGCUCAGCUGCUCAGCGCAAUCAACCCGGGGGCUCACGCCCUCCCCGGGUGGGCAGGUGUGCUGAUCAUAGCCCUGUCCACACUUCUCAUCACCACCUUCGGCUACCGCCUGGUACACGCCUACGAGCGAUGGUCUUGGAUCCCAGUCCUUGUCAUCUUCUGCAUCGUCGCCGGGGAGUUUGGGGCCUCGGGCAAGUUUGCCGUCGGUCCACUCAUGUCCGGCAAGGCCGAGGCAGGCUCCGUGCUGAGCUUCGCCGCGAGCGUCUUCGGCUUUGCCACUGGAUGGACCUCAAUGGCGGCCGACUACUCGACCUACCAGCCCGAGACCCGCCCCCGGCGGACCAUCUUCUUGUGGACCUUCGGGGGCCUGCUCUUCCCCUUGAUCUUCACAGAGCUCCUGGGCGCCGCCGUCAUGACGGCCUAUGCCGUUGACCAGGACUACGCCGAGGCGUAUGACACCAACCAGAUUGGUGGGGUCCUGGCCAUUGUCUUGGUGCCGCGACUCGGCGGCUUCGGCAGGUUCUGCCUGGCCGUUUUGGCGCUGAGCAUCGUCGCCAACAACUGCCCCAACAUCUACAGCGUGUCUCUGUCCCUCCAGGUGCUGGCCAGGCAGACACAGCGCAUCCCCCGCUUCGUGUGGCCGGCAUUGGCCACAGCCGUCUAUGUUGCCAUCUCUAUCCCCGGCUACAACAGCUUCGAGGAGGUGCUUGAGAACUUCAUGCUCCUGAUCGGCUACUGGCUGGCCAUCUACGAGGGCAUUGCCCUGACCGAGCACUUUGUUUUCCGCAGGACCAGCGGCUACGUCGUAGACGACUAUGCCACGCCCGAGAAGCUGCCUCCUGGCUACUCAGCGCUGUGCGCUUUCUUGUUUGGUGUCAUGGGUGCGGUUCUGGGAAUGGCUCAGUCAUGGUACGUGGGGCCCAUAGGAAGGCUGUGCGGUGGUGAAUAUGGGGGCGAUGUCGGGUUUGAGCUGGCUUUCGGAUUCAGCGCUGUCGCUUAUUUGAUAUUAAGAUCGGCCGAGAAGCAGUGGUUCAAAAGAUGAGAGGCGAGUUCGGCGGCCUCUUGCACAAUGCAUAAAGACGUAGCGGUCAGGCUGCGGCCAUGGGACUGUCUCAACCUGCACGCACCCCCUCGCAUUCUCUGUGGCUGGUUCCGUAUGUUCCAGUAAUCAAUUCCAUUUGAA